Molecule: messenger RNA, 642 nt
Organism: Aspergillus pseudotamarii
Lineage: Eukaryota; Fungi; Ascomycota; Eurotiomycetes; Eurotiales; Aspergillaceae
Product: histidine phosphatase superfamily
Exons: 1
Coding region: 1-642 (213 amino acids)
Cellular component (GO): cytoplasm
Molecular function (GO): phosphatase activity
Source: RefSeq, a predicted model, not a curated record
AUGCUAGGCCGUAUUCACCUAGUCCGCCAUGCGGAAGGUCUGCACAAUUUGCGCAACGACCCCACAAUCCCAGACGCUUCUUUGAGUGAACGAGGUUAUGAUUUUGCGGAAGAUCUAGGACAUCGCUUUAUCCGCGAGUACUCAAACUGUGUCGGCGCAAUCAUAUCCAGCCCGCUCCGCCGAACUAUCCAAACAUCCUUGACAGCAUUCCCCCGGAUCUUGGACUCCACCCAGUAUGCUAAAAAUUCCGGCGUGGGUGCUAAUAAAGGAGUGAUGUUAGCCCUAGAUGCCAAUCUGCAGGAAAUUACCGAUCUGCCAUGUAAUACGGGCUCCAAAGUGGUCGAUCUAACAGAGCAAUUCCCCGGACUCAAGUCAGAAAUAGAAAAUCUGAACAAGAACUGGCAUAAAAAGGCAGGGCCUGACUCGCCCCUACCACAGCCUCUGUCUAAGAGAAGAACUGAGAUUCUCAACCGACUACAAAGUACCCUGACGGAUUUGAAAAAUAAAUCAAUGGGCAAGGACAUUAUUGUUGUAACCCAUCAAGGGGUAAUUGCUCUACUUGCACCCACUGCAAAUAUUCCUGUAGGGCAGUGGCAGACCUUUCACUUGGUCGCAGAAAAUGGGGAGCUUUUUUUGAAGUGA